Molecule: messenger RNA, 234 nt
Organism: Neoarthrinium moseri
Lineage: Eukaryota; Fungi; Ascomycota; Sordariomycetes; Amphisphaeriales; Apiosporaceae
Exons: 1
Coding region: 1-234 (77 amino acids)
Source: RefSeq, a predicted model, not a curated record
AUGUCUUCUCGCCCAUCAUACGCCUCGUCCACCUACUCGGACUCGACGACAUAUUCUAUCGACGCACAGAAGAACAGCCAGUCCUCCUCCACAUCGAAGCGCAGCUUUGGCUCGCGUGUCAAGAGUGCGCUCUCCAGCAUUGGCGAGCACCCGACGGCCCGCUACGAGCGCAAGAACGGCCUUCCGUCAAAACCCAUCUACAGCCCUUCGUUCCCAGGCCCGUCGAGGAUCUAA